AUGUCGUCAAUUCAAAACAACGACAUGAAAACGAUUGGAUCUACUGAACCUGAUUACACUUCAGGAUCCUAUCCAUCUACAUCAUCUCUUGGUCGCACGAUGUCUUUCGGUUGGGAGAAAACAAUAAAUUCGGAAGACACUCUCUUCAACAUUCCGUCUUUGAGAACUGAUACACUGCAUUCGCUAUCUGGAAGAAACAGUCGAUCUUCGAGUGAACCACCAUCGAAACGACGGAAACUGGAAGCGGAUUGGGAAGAAAGUAAAGGGGAGAUCACUAUUGCCCAGCUCAAAGAAAUGGAAAUAAGAGGAACUCUUCUUCGACCAAUCUACGGAGACAAGUUGAGUGAACUGAAAAAUGUGCCAGUCGAGAAUAUGUUCGAUAUUCGAAAUGCUUCUCUUCCUGCAAUCAUCGUUUCCAACACGGAUACUGAGUUGACACGAGCAAUCAUACUUGAGCAAUCAUACAUUUCGACCUGUAUAGGUCGUUUUUACUGA
Molecule: messenger RNA, 495 nt
Organism: Caenorhabditis remanei
Lineage: Eukaryota; Metazoa; Nematoda; Chromadorea; Rhabditida; Rhabditidae
Exons: 4
Coding region: 1-495 (164 amino acids)
Source: RefSeq, a predicted model, not a curated record